AUGUCCGAAGCUGAAACUUCAUCUAUUUUACCAGAAAAUGGUAAACCAGCAAAAACUUUUAAGUCAUCAAUUGGUGUUGCACUUUCAUGUCUAGGAGCUGCUGUUGGAACUGGGAAUAUCUGGAGGUAUCCACGUAUUGUUGCGAACAACACAGGCGAUGAUGGAGCUCUGGCAUUUUUACUCAUAUGGCUGCUCUUCCUUUUUACAUGGUCUAUUCCACUGUUAUUGGUGGAAUAUGCCGCAGGUAGAUACACCAAAAGCGCUGCAAUUAUGACAUUUUAUAAAAUGACUGGUCCAAAAACAAUGUGGUGUGGAGGUUUCGUAGGAUUUGUUAGUUUUGCAAUCGCAAGCUACUAUGCUGUUAUAUGCGGUUGGUGUGGCUAUUAUUUUGUUUACUUUAUUGUAAAUCCUUUGCCUAAUUCACUUAUAAAUAGCCAUGAUGUCUUCACUAUUUUCUCUGAGCACACUUAUUACCCAAUUUUGUUGCAAGCUAUUGUGUUAAUUCUUGGUGGAAUUUGUGUGUUUGCGGGAGUUCGUUCCAUUGAGCCUGUUAUGAUGUUUAUGGUACCUAUAUUAUUGUGCCUAAUGCUUGCAUCAUUCUUUUAUUCACUCACUUUACCAUUUGCUUCUGUUGGUAUUUCCCAUCUUUUUAAAAUGGAUUGGUCCGUUUUUAUUAACCCAAACACCUGGAUAGAUGCUUUAACACAAAAUGCAUGGGAUACUGGUGCAGCACAAGGUAUUUUACUUGUCUAUGCCUCAUAUCUUGGAAGUCAACAUGGUGUGGUGAGGUAUGGUACAACCAUUCCAGCAAUCAACAAUCUUCUCAGUUUAAUAAUGGCAAUAACAAUGUUCUCAACGGUGUUUUCAGUUCAAAUUCAGCUCAACCCCAGCAUCACAGUUAAUGAAAUUUUAAGUGCCUUUACCCUUAAUGGUCCAGCAAACACUGGUUUAACAUUUAUAUGGAUUCCAUUACUUUAUUCAACUUUGUCAGUUGGUCGCGGAAUUACUGUUUUAUUCUUUUUGUGUCUUUUCCUAGCUGGCUUCUCAUCAUUAAUUAGUUUAAUAGAAGCUUCUUGUCAUCAGCUGGUAGAUCUCAGGGUCCCAAGAAAAAUUUCUGUUCCAUUCAUUUGUAUACUUAUGUUUCUUCUUGGUUUGGGAAGCUCACUUAAUGUUCAUUUCUUAGUUAAUCAAGACUUUGUAUGGGGCUCAGCCAUUGUGAUCAGUGGAACUAUGAUCAUGUUUCUUGUGCUUAAGUUUGGUGUCACCAAGUUUAGAAAAGAAGUUGUGAAUGAUUAUGGUGAUGGAACAGACUGGAAGCUACCGAAGCUUUGGAACUGGGUUUUCUGGAUCCUAAUUNNNAUCCAAGUAUCUGGGCUAUUUAUCUGGUGGAUUGUCACUCGAAUUCAAGAUACAAAAAAUGUUUGGUAUAAACUUGAAGAAGAAACCCUGAUGAGUGCCCUGCUGCAAUGGACUGUCACACUUUUAGUUCUAAUAAUUUUAAACUUUUUGUACCUUAAAUAUGCUGACAAUUUUCUGCCACUGAAAUACAUUGUGCCUGGUUUACCAGGAGUUUCCUUUCCCGCAGUGUCGGAAAUUGAGCAGAGUGAACUUUCUCCUCCCGUGCACUUAGAACUUGGAAAUAUGCAAGAUUCUGUUAUUGAUAAUAAUGAAACUAAAAUGGAGAAUCUGCUUGAAAUUCCCAAAUAA
This is a messenger RNA of Ciona intestinalis (vase tunicate), 1707 nucleotides long. Its product is annotated as putative sodium-dependent transporter YhdH. Lineage: Eukaryota; Metazoa; Chordata; Ascidiacea; Phlebobranchia; Cionidae. Gene Ontology annotation, cellular component: membrane. The record is from RefSeq and is a predicted model, not a curated record.